This is a messenger RNA of Drechmeria coniospora, 1602 nucleotides long. RefSeq lists its product as uncharacterized. Gene Ontology annotation, cellular component: membrane. NCBI's taxonomy places the organism in Eukaryota, Fungi, Ascomycota, Sordariomycetes, Hypocreales, Ophiocordycipitaceae. Gene Ontology annotation, biological process: magnesium ion transport. Gene Ontology annotation, molecular function: magnesium ion transmembrane transporter activity. The record is from RefSeq and is a predicted model, not a curated record. Bases 1 to 1602 code for a protein of 533 amino acids. The transcript has 2 exons.
AUGGAAUCUCUGGGCGACAUGACUCCCGGCGGGAGCAUCGCUCUAGGAAUCUUCGUCGGCCUCAUUUCGACGAGCGUGCAGAGCCUCGGCCUGACGCUGCAGCGGAAAUCACAUAUCCUCGAGGAUGAGAAGGGCCCCCACGACGUACGGCGGCCGCCCCACCGGCGUCGCAGGUGGCAGCUGGGCAUGGGCAUGUUCGUCGUUGCCAACCUGCUGGGGAGCACAGUCCAGAUCUCGAUGCUGCCGUUGCCCGUCUUGUCGACGCUGCAGGCAGCCGGCUUGGUCUUCAACUCGAUAUGCGCCACCUUGAUCCUCAGCGAACCUUUUACGCGAUGGUCACUCUGCGGCACCGUUCUCGUCACGACGGGCGCCAUCCUCAUUGCCGUUUUUGGCGCCAUCCCAUCGCCUGCGCACGACCUCGCCGAGCUGCUCGAGCUCUUCGCUCGGAGGCCUUUCAUCGCGUGGAUGAUACUGCAAGCCUUGUUCGUCGUUGGCGUUGCCGUCGCCAUUGACGUCGUCGAUAAAUCGUCGAGCAUAUCGUACAAUUCCCGCUUCCGCCUGGUCCGUGGCAUCACCUACGGCCUCAUCAGCGGUGACCUGUCGGCCCACGCGUUGUUGUUCGCCAAAUCGGCCGUCGAGCUCGUCAUCAAGACGAUCGGCGGCAAGAACCAGUUCGCCCACUGGCAAGCCUGGGCCAUCGUCCUGGCCCUUGUCUCCCUGGCGUUGUGCCAGCUAUAUUACUUACACCGCGGCCUGAAACUCGUCUCGACCUCGGUGCUCUACCCCCUCGUCUUUUGCGUCUAUAACAUCAUCGCCAUCUUGGAUGGCUUGAUAUACUUUAACCAGACGAGUCUCAUCUCGGCCCUGCACGCCUGCCUCAUCACGCUAGGGACCGUCAUACUGCUAUCGGGUGUCUUGGCUUUGAGCUGGCGGCUCAGCGACGAGCAGCAUUCGCCCGGCGUUGGUCAGUCCACCCUGGCGCCCGGGCUGGGGCUCGUCGAGGACACCGAGGACGAAGAGGAGUCCCUGCUGGGAUCCGAGGCCGCCGUGGAAGAAGGAGAGGUCCUCUCAUACCAGACGUUUCCGGCGGCGAACGGGGAGACGACUCCGUUGACACCGACGCGAAACAAGAACUUCCGGUGGGUGGAGCGAGCCGAGAUCUGGGGCGAGCUUGCCGACGACGAAGAACCGAUCACGCCGAUAAGCAGAUUCCGAUCGAACACGCUGCCAGGACGAACGGAAUCUUCGCCGUUGCUGACCCCUUUCCGAGGUUCGGUGAGCGGCGCGAGGAGGACGAGCGGUGCCAGGGCUGGCGCCGAAUCGACGUCUCGCAAGUUCGGCCCACGGCGGAGGAAGAGCUCGGGAUUUCCGGGUCUCGUCGCGCGUCGGAACAUCCGGCGGCGGGACUCGUCGGCCUCCACCUCGUUGCGCGACUUCUUUACGAUCGGCUGGUGGGCGCGCAGGGGUAGCUUCUCGUCGGUAGUCAGUUCCGGCCCCGCGCCUGGCAGAAGCCCCUCACGGCUUCGUUUCAGCGAACGAAGAUGCAGUCACGAGGAGCCAAGCGGCGAGAGCAGCAACAGACCGGACGACUCGGCCGUGUGA